Molecule: messenger RNA, 2011 nt
Organism: Spirometra erinaceieuropaei
Lineage: Eukaryota; Metazoa; Platyhelminthes; Cestoda; Diphyllobothriidea; Diphyllobothriidae
Source: the annotation of a GenBank genome assembly
AUGUAUAACCCCGAUGGAGGUACGGUUUUUCGAUAAAUUAUUUUUUUACAUUUUUUCAGUGCCGAUUUAAACUGAAAAAGUGCUUCGAAUAUCGUUGCCAAAGAAUUAGUUCUUCAGAUUAUUUAAACUUAUAAAAAGUGAACUCUUAUUAAUUCUUGAAGUUCCUUCAGAAAUAAAAUCCACAGUGGAUUAAGGGUAGGACAACUAGUUGCAAGAGACCGUCCCGUGCGCUGAAAAUAUUUACGUGAAAAUAUGCGGUUGGAAAAUGCUCUACCAAAGCAGACUAUAGAUCUUCUGAUCGUCUUCAGAUAAACUGGACACCAACAAGGCUGGUGUUUGGCGCAUCACACGAAGGCCUCGAUAGUUGUAUAUCUGAUAAACUCAGCAAGCCGUCCUCCUGACUUCAUUCUAGGUGGGCUGCCGUUGUGGUCGGCGACACACAAUAUUGAUUGUGUGGGCUGCCUCAUCUCUCAUUUUCUUUCAUUUUCCUACAACUUGAAAUAUUGCUGUUACUCAGCUUUUGACCAGUAAAGAAAACACGACUUUGAAGGUGUCCUGAGUACGGUUCAGAUAAAGUCAAGUGGAAUAACAUUGUCUGACGUUCGAGCCACCAUACUGCUUAUUUGCUGAUGCUUCUGGGAGACCUACUAUAGUUUUUUCCAUGAUUUCGUUGUGGUAUGGAAGACUGGUGCCGAGACAGGAAAACGUACGUACUGUUGUAUUGUUGCGUUAAGUGAAGUACUUUAUCUUCAUCACCAAUUUGACUUGGCUUAGUAACUUCUUAUUUCUUGAAGACCGCGGAGCAAAGCAGUUCUCAGUUGUUUUGCCUCUCAACACUUGUUGGCGAAUACUUUUGCUCUCAAGACAGUAAUCCUUGCAUCAUGUUUUUGACCACGAAACUACUGACCGUCUAGGCAUAACAAACUGCCACCAAACUGUCGGUUAGUGGCGAUGAUGGUGUCGAUGCUGCCAGUGGAAUAGAUUGUGAAUGCAGAGAGGAAGAGAGAGGGGCGCUGUGCAUUUCUUUUUCAUCAAGAACCAUACUUGCGUGCGGAUUGGGAGAGACCGUCGCUCUUUGAGCGCUUACAGACUUGUCUUCGUCCUCACCGGUCGCUGCGUCUCCCCUCUAGUCAUCUUGGCACUGUUUUAUCACGGCAGAGUGAUGGGUGCAGGAAGAGAGCGUGGGCUAAACGCGACGCACUAGCGUGUCAUCAUCGACUGCUCGAGCAGUUGCACUGCCUUUCCAAAGAACUAAAGGUUGGGCACGAGAAUAUGAACCGUCGUAUUACAGGUAGCUUUGCUCUAACUUCCAGGAGGCAUGGGUAGAGGAAUAGGGACCCCUAUGGAAUUUAGCGCGAGGCCAUAUGUGGAAGGAGAGUGGAGAGGGCGUCCGUAUUCCCAUGCCCGAUAGAGCCGUGCAGUUAUAGGAAUGCCGCUUGAGGCAGAGGUGACAGUGAGACUAAAGGGACUGAAACGUGUACUUGCGUGUAAGCCGAAAGGAGCAUUCAUUUUCAUAUUGUUCAACUGUUUUCGCAUAUUUAUUUUCUCCCUCUAGAGAUAAAAUGUCCGAAAAAACUGGAAUACUGUUACUUUGUGAGCGCGCGCAACCUGACUUACAGCCAGGGCGAGAAGUUAUGUCGGAGGUAUGGCAUGAAAAUAACUCGUAUUAAAAACCACCAGGAGAAUGUGAGUCAAACUUCAGCACCCUGCCUUUCCUGUCUCAUUUAUCUCGCUGGUGGUAUUAAUUAUUUUUGUACAGCUGCACCUGAACGACGUCUGUAAUAGUAGUUUCUACCUGCUCGCCCGGUUAGAUGGCGAUUUUUACUCCAAUGAGGGCGAACCAUUGGAUUUUGAGUGAGCUUUCACCAAUUGUUGAGAAAUGAAAUUCUUUAGGCACUGGACAUGUGAUGCAUUUGACAUCCUCGGACCCUGCACUAAAAGGCUGAACAACGGGCAAAUGACGACCAAUGAUUGCGAAGAAAAGUUGCCGAUAGUUUGCGACCUGUACUAA